This is a messenger RNA of Aspergillus mulundensis, 5076 nucleotides long. RefSeq lists its product as uncharacterized. The transcript has a single exon. Gene Ontology annotation, molecular function: DNA binding. Bases 1 to 5076 code for a protein of 1691 amino acids. The record is from RefSeq and is a predicted model, not a curated record. Lineage: Eukaryota; Fungi; Ascomycota; Eurotiomycetes; Eurotiales; Aspergillaceae.
AUGAUGGACUAUGGCGGCCACUACCACCAUCCGCAGUCCCAGCAGAAUGCCCACCCGCAGCAGCACCAGCAGCACAUGCAGUCGCCGGCGAUUGGUGCGCGCCAGUCUGCCGGUACUAGUGUCAGUGCCAACGCCAACGCCAAUGCCAAUGCCAGUGCGUUUGCCAGCAACAGCUCGCUGUAUCGCUCCCAGUCGCAGGCCGACAUGACGGGGCUUUCGCCGAGUGUGCGCGGGACGACGACGUCCUCGCAGUCGCUGCUGGGUAUGCCCACCGGGACUAGCUACGGGUCAUUCUCUGGGCAGGACUCGCUGGGCCAGUUGAGGAGCCCGUAUGGCUCGUUGCAGGCGCAGAGGAAUAUGAACUCUGCCACGAAUUACCGGCAUACGUCCCUGAACUCGCAGGCUACGUUGUCGCCGCAUGCGCAGGGGCUGAGCUCGUCGCCGCAGCAGUCGCUGGAUCGGGUGCAGCAGCUUCAGCAGAGGCAAUCGCCGCAUGCGCAUACGGCAUCACCGACAAAUGGCUUGCCGAUGGUCUCGGCUACUUCUCAAAAUCAGCACUAUACGCAGUAUCACCCGUCGCAGUAUGCGCAGCCUUCAUAUCAGACUCAGCAGUCGGCCCAGUACCAGCAACCAGUUUCGCAGUAUCAGCAGCAACAACAGUAUCGACAACCCCAGCACACUCAAUAUCAAACGCAGACUCAGACUCAGAGCUCUCAUUAUCUGUCUCAGAGUCAAUACCCUCAGUAUACGUCAACUGAACAAUCUUAUCAGCAGUUGCAGAACUAUCAACAGCAGCAGAAAGCGGCACAACUGUCGCAAUCUAGUCAGCAGAGCUAUUCGCAGUCGACGCAGAAAGCGGCUCAACAGACACCACAGUCGAGCCAGCAACAGGCUCAUCAAACACCGCAGUCGGCGCAAUUACCACAGUCAAGUCAGUAUAGCUAUCAGCAAGCGUCAGCUCAGCAGGCAUCCCAGGCAAGUCCGGUGCAGCAGGGUUACCAGCAUGGGGCCAAGUCGAAUCAACAAAUAUCACACUUGAGUCAAGGACAGCAAAGCUAUGCACAACAAGCGCAGAAACCGACGCAAGUACAACAGCCGAGCCCGGUGAAGCAAAAUUACCAGCUGGCGCAAAGCUCGGCCCAGCAACUGCCGCAGUCAAGCCAGCAGAGUUACCAGCAAACCUCGCAAAACACAGCCCAGCAACCUCAGGCUAGCCAGCAGAGCUAUCAGCAGGCAGCACAAAGGCCGACUCAGCAGCUGCCCCAAUCAAGUCAGUACAGUUACCUGCUAGGCACCGCACAAAUACCCCAGUCGGGUCAGCAAAAGGGCCAUCAACAAGCGUCUACCCAGCAAGUGCCGCAGUCAAGUCAGAGCUAUUCUCAGCAAGCACAUAAAACACAGGUUCCUCAGCCAAGCCAGUCGAGUUAUUUGCUAGGGACAAACCAAAUACCGCAGUCGAGUCAACAGAGUUAUUUGCUAGGGACAACGCAAUUACCGCAGUCAAGCCAACAGAAAGGUUAUCAGCAAGCUUCUGCCCAGCAAGUGCCGCAGUCAAGCCAGCAGCCGAACUAUCCGCAGCAGGCACAGAAGCCCGCUCAGCAAGCGCAGUCAAGUCCUAUGGUCCAACAGUACCAGCAACAAGCACAGAACGCGCCACAUGUAUCUCAAACUCAGGCGCAACAACAGGCUCAGCAAGCCCAACCUCAGAAGGCCGCCCAAUCCUCUCAGGCCAAGGCCCAGACGCAGGUUAAACCUUCGCCAAAGCAGCAGUCGCAGGCUCGACAAGCGCAAGCUCAGGCUAAUCAUACUCCUAAAACCACGCAGGCCACAAAUGCUCAUCAGCUGCAAGCGAACGCUCAGACUCAGCGAACGGCUCAACAGACUCAGGCUCAGCAAGCGCAACACACUCAGCCUCAGAAGACGCAGGCCCAGACGCAAAAUCAGAUGUCCACCCAAGCUUAUCAACAACUCUACGCUCAGCACGCACAGCAAGCGCAGGGUUCGCCGUAUCAAACACACUUGCAGAACCCCCAGUUGCAGUAUGCAUACCAGCGCCAGUUUCCUCAACAGUAUAUGCAGUCGCCGCAAAUGCACACCCCGCAGGCGCAACAUUUUCAAUUACAACAGUCUCAAGCAUCCCAGUCUCAGUCUCCGCAGCAACCAGUGCAGAAGACGCAGCAUACCCCACAAAUGCAGCAGCAGACCACACCGCAGCAGCCCCAGCAGUCACAAACAUCGCGACCACAAGCACAGGCGCAACCUCAAAAAUCUGCCCAGUCAAGCCAGCCCGCUCCCAAACCUCCAGCUAAAGAGCCGAAGAAGAGGAAGACUACUAAGAAGGAGACGAAGCAGAAGCCCGCUGCGUCUCAGGCUGCAUCGCAAGCUGCGUCUGCUGGAUCUCAAGCAGUGCCUCAACCCGCGCCUCAACCCAAAGCACCUGCAUCACAGGCUACAGCGACACAGCCGAAAGCUCAAGUCUCGGCAUCUCAACCUGCAUCUCAACAAUAUGCCCCCGCCUACGCUUCUCAAACACCCUCCUCGCAAGCCCCGGCCUUUCAAACUCACGCCUUCAGAGCCAACUUGUCACAACCGUACGCGUCUCAAACACACGCCCAGCAUAACUCUUUCCAGACUCCAACUUCGCAAGCACAAGCUGCUCAAGCGAACUCUUUUCAGACUCAGGCUUCUCAACCACGUGCCCAAGUGAACUCUUUCCAGAAUACCGCCCAGCCACGUACUCAAGCAAACUCCUUCCAACAAGCCUCCCAACCACAUGCCUCUCAGUUGAACACUUUCCAAGCCACGCCCCAAGCAACUUCCUUCCAGCUGCAAGGAUCUCAAUCGACACAAGCCUCUUCUCAGCCGUCCACUCAGCCAAAAAUCGAACCCUCAUCAUCCCAACCGUCUCAACCGACACAGCCAACAGCGACGACCAACGCGAAUGGACAGGCGCCGGGUACGUUCAUCACGGAAAACCCGAUACAGAAGAAGACGAAACCGGGAGAUCCCGGUCACACACCCAGGAAGCGAGGCCGACCACGGAAACAACCCGGCGACGAGACAAAGCCACGGAAACCGAAGAAGGUCAAGAAUCCGGAUGGGACCAUCGACCUGUCUACAGCGUUGCCUCCAAAUCUAGCUGCCAUCCCAGGUGUGGGUAUCCCGUUUUCCAUCGCGCCCAUUCGUCCGCCUGACCCUCCUGCUGCUGGAACCGCGAGUGCCCCAGCUCCUCCGGUUAUCGGACCAGAUGGUAAUCCAAUCCCGCAGAAGCGCAAGCGUGGAAGGCCGCGAAAAUCCGAGACAGAUGGAAUUCCUCGUAAACCGCGGCCACCGCGGGACCCGAAUAGGCCGAAGGGAACGGGUCGUCCUCGUGGGCGGCCGAGGAAGGCUGAUGUGCUGGCAAGGAAGAAAUUGGAGGAGGAGCAAGCUGCUGCUGCUGCUGCUCAAAAUGGGGAGCAAACCGGCCAGCCUGGGCCAAGCCAGCCAGCCGGUCAAUCUGGACAGCUUGGUCAGGGGCAAGUCAGUCAACCGCAAACCACACAAGCGCAAGGCCACACUCAAGCCAAUCAUGCCAAUCAUGCCAAUCAGGGCCAAUCGAGUCAAGGGUAUACCGGCCAAGAACAGGUACAUCAGUGGCAGGUCAGCCACGGGCAAGUGAACCAAGCACCAGCCAGCCAAGCGAAGUCCGGUCACGCACAAGUCAACCACCAAGCUAGCCAAGGGCAAGCAUCUCAAGCGCAGGCCACCCAAUGGCCGGUCAAUCAAGGGAAAGCACCUGCGCGAGUUGCUCAAGGGCAAGUCAGUCAAGGACAAUGGGGACAGCCUGUCAAGGUCAGCAACAGCCAAUCUGGACACGCCAACCAGUAUGGGCAAGUUGGGACUCAGCCUGGCCAUGCUCAUCCUUCACAUGGUCAUCCGCAAGCGUCCGCUCAGUCACAUACCCAAGCGCACGCUCCGCCGACCCAGCCACAGUCCCAAGCUGAUUUCUCCAAAACCCAGGCCAAGAUGCAAGCACAUAUGAACCAGCAGAUACAAGCCCAGAAUGUCCACGCCCAACGAGCGCAGCCAAUACAAAGCCAAAUGCGAGCGAGCCCUAUGCAGAGCUUGCAAGCGAGCCCAUUGCAGAAUAUCCAAGCGAGCCCGAUGCAAAGCCAGAUGAGCCAAAGGCAGCAGCCCCAGGUUCAAGGGGGCCAACGCGCGUCGCAUCUGCAAGCCCAAGCUCAGAUGCAAGCGCAGGUGAACGCCAAACCGCAGAUGCAGGUGCAGCCGCAAAAGGCACAACCGCAGAUGCAGACUCAGAUGCAGACGAAACCUCAGGUGCACGCUCAGGCGACUAAGCCUCAGGGACAGACUCAACAAGCUCAGCAUGCGCAGCAUACGCAGCAUACGCAGCAAACCCAGCAAAACCAGCAGGCUCAAUCUCAGCAGUCUCAGACUCAGCAGACUCAGCAGGCCCAGGCUAAGACGCAGCAAAAGCCUCAGGUCCAGCAAUUGUCUCAGCCACUGCAGAUGCAGCGACAGGCGGCGUCCCCGAUGCAGGCCGCCACGCAGCGACCUCACCAACCACAACUGGCAGGACAAGCUCAGGCCCAACCUCAGUUGCAAUACUCGCACGCACAAGCUCAGCCUCAGAUGCAGCACGCGCAGACCCAGCAUCAGCCCCAGGCUACACAAGCUCAACCCCAGGCCCACGUCCAGGCCAAAGCCCAACCUCAAGCCCAACAAACUCAACCAACCCACUCCGCGUACACCGCAUACCCAACCCACACCACCGCGCAAUCCCUCCCAUACCCGCACUCGCACCCCUACCAAGCACAGUUCCACGCACAGAUGCCCCAGCUGCAAAUGCACUCGCAGCUCCACCACCUCAACCAGCAACACCCCUACUACUCGCAGUUCUCGCCUACCCAGGCCACAGCCACAGCCACAGCCCAAGCCCACGCCCAGCAGCCGUCGAUGGGCCACGCCCAGCAGCCGUCGAUGGGCCUCGCCCCGCAGACGGGGCAGAAGCGCCCGGCCUCGGUGCUGGACGAUGACCCGCGCAAGCGCGCGUAUAUCAUGCCGCAUCAGCUAUAG